This is a messenger RNA of Nothobranchius furzeri (turquoise killifish), 1633 nucleotides long. RefSeq names its product general transcription factor IIE, polypeptide 2, beta (gene gtf2e2). Gene Ontology annotation, molecular function: TFIIH-class transcription factor complex binding. NCBI's taxonomy places the organism in Eukaryota, Metazoa, Chordata, Actinopteri, Cyprinodontiformes, Nothobranchiidae. Gene Ontology annotation, biological process: transcription initiation at RNA polymerase II promoter. The record is from RefSeq and is a predicted model, not a curated record. Gene Ontology annotation, cellular component: transcription factor TFIIE complex.
ACGCAAUGACGUUCAAGGAUUACCUAUCGAUGUGGGAGUAGUCGAACAGAAGAAACGGAAGUGUUACAUAGAAGAAAUCAGUGAGAAGUUUUUUGCUAACUGUAAUUUGUUUAGUCGCAGAAACAACGGAAAACACGAUUUGGAGAGUAAUACAUUUUGUAUCGUUCGUCAUUAGUUAGUCCUUUUGGACUAACUAGUUUUUGUUCUGAGUGAAGAGAAACAAAGUGUCAGCCAGGAUGGAUCCGGCUCUACUUAGAGAGAGGGAGCUGUUCAAAAAGAGAGCCCUGUCUACUCCAGCUGUAGAGAAAAGACAGACUACGUCCGAUUCUGGAUCACACAAGAAGAAGAAACCAAAACUAGACAAGGAGAGCUCAUCUGGCUCCAAACACAGCACUGAAUCCAGUAAUGGAAACAUCAACAUUAAAGCAAGCUCUGGGUACAAGUUUGGCUGCCUGGCCAAAAUUGUUAAUUACAUGAAGACGAGGCACCAAAAUGGGGACACACACUUCCUGACUCUAGAAGAGAUUCUGGAUGAGACCAAACUUCUUGACAUCAGUAUGAAGCAGAAACAGUGGCUUAUGACCGAGGCAUUGGUCAACAACCCAAAAAUUGAGGUUCGUGAUGGGACUUAUGGCUUCAAGCCCAAGUACAACCUGAAGGACAAGAAGGCCUUAGUGAGGCUGCUGGACAAACAUGACCAACUUGGCCUGGGUGGAGUGCUACUGGACGAUGUGGAGGAGGGGCUCCCUAAUGCUGCCAAAGCCAUCAAGGCUUUGGGAGAUCAGAUCAUCUUUGUUACAAGACCAGACAAGAAGAAGGUUCUGUUCUACAAUGACAAGAAUUGUCAGUUUUCAGUUGACGAAGAAUUUCAGAAGCUGUGGAGGAGCGUUCCAGUCGACUCCAUUGAUGAAGAGAAAAUUGAGGAGUACCUAAAGAAACAAGGCAUCUCCUCCAUGCAGGAAACAGGACCAAAGAAAGUGAUGCCAGUUCAGAAGAGAAAGAAGCAGGCUGGGCAGAGGAAGAGACAAUUCAAAACCCAUAACAACCACCUGGAAGGAGUGCUGGAGGACUACUCAGAUGGCGUGCCUGGAAAGAAGUGACAGUUUGCUGGAGUCUAAACUUCAGAGGUGGAGUCACUGGCCACCAUUAAUACGGAUUUUUUUCUUGGCUGUCAUGUCAAAGAAUCUCUUAUUUACAUUCCCUCCAGUGAUCAGUGGUCUUUCAUUAAAUGGAGCCAGUAGCAGCAGAGUUGUGGGAUCCAUUUCAGAUUUAUUGAUCAGAAACAACUUGGGGACUCUGGAGGAAGAGAGUAGUGUUCUGUACUGGUGCUGAUGACUCAAGAAAACCACAACUGUUACAACAUGCAGCACAUCCUUAACUGUUCAAAUGAAAGGAGGCUGAAAUGUGUCGGUACUUUCUUCAUCAUUUUAUUUAUUUUAUGAGUUGUGAGGAUCCCUGAUUUUCUUAUAAGCAGAUUUGAGGUGAAUACUGACUACUCACCCAGCAUCAAACCUCUUCAGCCCUAUGUUGUGGAAUUUCAAGAGUUAGUGCUUUUACUUUGAAAUAUCAUGAUAUAGCAGUUUAAAAUAAUAGGCUUUUUGGAAUUAUUUUAUUAAAUUACAUGGUUACACAA